AAUAUUAUUAUCAUGUGUCAUGCAACAUUAGACUUUUGAUCAUUUGAAUACUUCAUGAACAUUCUAUACAUUAAAAUAUAAACAUGUAUGUAGUUGUUUUUAUUAUGCAUAUUAAAUCAGCAUUUUAAACAUAAAUAUCCCUCUAUCUCUCAAUGAAAACACAUGAAGUAUGUUGACAGUGUUGGGUGUUUAAUGUGAUGUUGGUGAGUUUCUACUGUAGUUAUGUCUUCAGUUCUGUCUCAGAGAUGGUGUGCAUUCCCUGUAUCGUGAUUCCUGUGCUGCUGUGGGUUUACAAGCGCUUUCUAGAGCCGAUUAUUUAUCCCAUCAUCUCCCCAUUCAUCAGCCGAUUCUGGACUAAAGCAUCAGUGCAGGAGGCCGGAGACAAAGACAGCAAACACAACACUGCUGAAUUCAAUGGAACAGCAAACGGACCGAAGACAGAGUCUGAUAAAAAAGCCGACUGACAGAACUCAUGCAUCUCCUCAAUUAUAUUAACUUGUGUAGAUAUUUUAAAAUGUAAAUCCCUGGAUUUGACAGUAAUCCAUAUAUGGAC
This is a messenger RNA of Myxocyprinus asiaticus (Chinese sucker), 553 nucleotides long. It is a transcript of the gene c21h18orf32, whose product is annotated as UPF0729 protein C18orf32 homolog. The coding region runs from base 198 to 464 and encodes 88 amino acids. Gene Ontology annotation, biological process: positive regulation of canonical NF-kappaB signal transduction. The record is from RefSeq and is a predicted model, not a curated record. The transcript has 2 exons. NCBI's taxonomy places the organism in Eukaryota, Metazoa, Chordata, Actinopteri, Cypriniformes, Catostomidae.